Ochotona curzoniae (black-lipped pika) is the source of this 1254-nucleotide messenger RNA. It is a transcript of the gene TMEM184A, whose product is annotated as transmembrane protein 184A. Gene Ontology annotation, cellular component: early endosome membrane. NCBI's taxonomy places the organism in Eukaryota, Metazoa, Chordata, Mammalia, Lagomorpha, Ochotonidae. Gene Ontology annotation, biological process: transport. The transcript has 8 exons. Bases 1 to 1254 code for a protein of 417 amino acids. The record is from RefSeq and is a predicted model, not a curated record. Gene Ontology annotation, molecular function: transporter activity.
AUGAGCCAUGCUGCAGGGCUGCUGGGAACAGCCGGAGGCCACCUGGUUGUCAGCACCUGGCCACAGCCCAGCCCCCCAUCAGCCAUGCCAGACCUGCAGGUGGACCGGGUGGAGAACACAACCCAGAGUGCCCCCCAGCUCUUCCUCAUGAGCCCGCUGGCCCGGGGCAUCUCAGGGGUCUUUGUGUGGACAGCCCUGCUGCUCACCUGCCACCAGAUCCUGCUGCACCUGCGCUCCUAUACGGUGCCGCUGGAGCAACGCUACAUCAUCCGCCUGCUGCUCAUAGUGCCCAUCUACGCCUUCGACUCCUGGCUCAGCCUCCUCCUCCUGGGCGGCCACCCCUACUACGUCUACUUCGACUCAGUGCGGGACUGCUACGAAGCCUUUGUCAUCUACAGCUUCCUGAGUCUGUGCUUCCAGUACCUGGGGGGUGAGAGUGCCAUCAUGGCUGAACUCCGCGGAAAGCCCAUUCCGUCCAGUUGCUUCUAUGGCACGUGCUGCCUGCCGGACAUGUCCUAUUCCAUCGGCUUCCUGCGCUUCUGCAAGCAGGCCACCUUGCAAUUCUGCGUCGUGAAGCCAGUCAUGGCCCUGACCACCAUCGUCCUGCAGGCGUUCGGCAAAUACCACGAUGGGGACUUCAACAUUCACAGUGGCUACCUGUACGUGACCCUGGUCUAUAACGCCUCCGUCAGCCUGGCCCUCUACGCCCUGUUCCUCUUCUACUUCGCCACCAAGGAGCUCCUGCGACCCUUCGAGCCCAUGCUCAAGUUCCUCACCAUCAAGGCCGUCAUCUUCUUGUCCUUCUGGCAGGGGGUGCUGCUCGCCCUGCUGGAGCGGUGCGGGGCCAUCCCCGCGGCGCAGACGGGCGAUGGCGGCACCGUGGAGGCUGGCACCCUGGCGGCCGGCUAUCAGAACUUCCUCAUCUGCAUCGAGAUGCUGUUUGCAUCCAUCGCCCUGCGCUACGCCUUCACCUGCCAGGUGUACUCGGAGAAGAAGGAGAACUCCCCAGGACCCUCGGCUCCCAUGCAGAGCAUCUCAGCGGGCCUCAAGGAGACAGUGAGUCCCCAGGACAUCGUGCAGGAUGCCAUCCACAACUUCUCCCCAGCCUACCAGCAGUACACGCAGCAGGCCACGCACGAGACCCCUGGGCCCGGCCAGGGCAUGCACCCCUCGCCUGGCACCUACCUGGGUGGUGGCGGCAGGAGGAGCCGGAAUGUGGAGAAACGGAUGCUGAUCCCCUCGGAGGACCUGUAG